Messenger RNA from Terrapene triunguis (Three-toed box turtle), 1461 nucleotides. Its product is annotated as butyrophilin subfamily 1 member A1-like. The transcript is spliced from 7 exons. NCBI's taxonomy places the organism in Eukaryota, Metazoa, Chordata, Testudines, Emydidae. The coding region runs from base 1 to 1461 and encodes 486 amino acids. Gene Ontology annotation, molecular function: signaling receptor binding. Gene Ontology annotation, biological process: regulation of cytokine production; T cell receptor signaling pathway. The record is from RefSeq and is a predicted model, not a curated record. Gene Ontology annotation, cellular component: external side of plasma membrane.
AUGACGGGGAAGGUUCCCUCGUUCUCCCCCGGUUCCACAGUGAGCUCCGCUCUGCCCAGCUACGUCGCUCUCUGCCUCGCUCUACAGGUUCACAGGCUGGCGUCAGCACAGUUCACAGUGGCUGGACCUGACCAUCCAGUCAUUGCCUCCCUAGGUGGGGAGGCCAUCCUGCCCUGCCACCUCUCCCCCAGGAUGAGCGCUGAGAACAUGGAGGUGAGAUGGUUCCGAUCCCAGUUCUCUGCAGUCGUGCACCUGUACCAUGAUGGGCAGGAUCAGUACGGAGAGCAGAUGCCGGAAUAUCGAGCAAGAACUGAGCUCUUAAGAGACCACAUCACCAAUGGGAGUGUUUCCCUGAGAAUACGCAAUGUGCGACUCUCUGACAAUGGACAGUACAAGUGUUUUUUUCUGUCCAGUGUCUCUUAUGAAGAAGCUAUAUUGGAACUACAGGUAGCAGGUUUGGGCUCUGCUCCUGCCAUCUCUGUGGAGGGACAUCAGGAUGGAGGGAUCCGGGUUGUGUGUCGAUCAGCCGGAUGGUACCCACAGCCCGAGGCUCAGUGGAGAGAUCUCCAGGGGCAGCUCUUACCAUCAGCCUCUGAAAAAAUAUCUCAAGAGGCCAAUGACCUGUUUCAAACAGAGAUUGCCAUUGUUAUACCAGAAGAGUCCAACCAGAAAGUGUCCUGCUGUGUCAGGAACCUCCUUCUCAACCAGGAGAGAGAGUCAGAGAUUUCCAUAGCAGAGCUGUUUUUCCCGCGAGUCAAUCCCUGGAUGGUGGCUCUGGGUGUGAUCCUGGUUCUCCUGGCUGUUCUCAUUCCCCUGGCCAGUUACUGCUUCUGGAGGCAGCACAGAGCAAAAGACAAACUCCAGGCUGAGCUCAGGUGGAGACGCGCCCAGAUCUACGCAGUGGACGUGACUCUGGAUCCAGACACAGCAAAUCCCUACCUCGUCCUGUCUGAGGAUCGGAAAAGUGUGAGACGCGGAGACACACGCCAGGAUCUGCCUGACAACCCUGAGAGAUUUGAUACGUACCCUGAAGUUCUGGGCACUGAGGGGUUCGCGGGUGGGAGGCGUUACUGGGAGGUGGAGGUGGGAGAUAAGAUUGAGUGGGACCUGGGGGUUUGUAGGGAAUCUGUGAGCAGGAAGGGGCAGGUCACAGCCACACCUCAGGAUGGAUUCUGGAUCAUGGGGCUGUACGAUGGGGAAUACAAGGCCUUCACCUCCCCACCGACUCCUCUCCCCGUGAGCAUCAGGCCCAGCCGGGUGGGGAUUUUCCUGGACUAUGAGGCGGGCGAGGUCUCGUUUUACAAUGUGACUGACAGAUCCCAUCUCUUCACUUUCAAUCGCACCUUCUCCGGGAUGCUCCGCCCUUAUUUCUGUCCUAGUUUCAACGCUGGGGGUAAAAACGCAUCUCCCCUGAUAAUCUGCCCAGUCCCAGAUCAGGCCAGAGGGAAUCUCUGUCCCUGA